AUGGCCAGCGACGAGAUCAUGGAACGCUCCUUGGCCGCCGCCAUCGAGAGCAGCGUGGCCGCCACCGCCGGCACCCUAAUCUGGUUGAUCCCGAUCCCGCCCCAAAACCAGCACCACUCGUUCCAAGAACAGGAACCAGCUGCACGGCUUUUCCCUGACCAUGACGACGAUGGGCAGCACAACGCCGGCGACGACGUCGUGGCCAGCCUGCUCGACGAGAUUAGCCCCCGUGAGUCCGACCUCGACGAGCGGAUCCUCGAGUGCCCGGUGACGCAGCGCCUGGUGCUCUUGGCCCUGGCGAGCUUGCAGCAGGAGGUCGUUGUCGACGCGCAAAUCAGUAGCCUGCUCCUCGAAGCAGCAGAAGCGUACCGCGACGGCGGGUUCGGCGCCGUCCCCGCGGACGCCGCUGCGGUGGCCAGCCUGGGGAAGCAAACGUUUCGCACUGCCGCCGGUGCCGGAGGAGACGGCGGCGGCAGCGUCACAUGUACCUGCUGCAGCGUAUGCUUGGAGGACUUUGAGGACGGCGACGAGAUCAGCGUGAUGCCAUGCUCCGGCGGGCACGGGUUCCACACGAACUGCAUCGCCGAGUGGCUGGGGCGCUACAGCAACAUGUGCCCUCUCUGCCGCCACGCGCUGCCCACAGGCGGCUCGUAG
This is a messenger RNA of Panicum virgatum (switchgrass), 654 nucleotides long. Its product is annotated as RING-H2 finger protein ATL74-like. The coding region runs from base 1 to 654 and encodes 217 amino acids. Gene Ontology annotation, biological process: ubiquitin-dependent protein catabolic process. The record is from RefSeq and is a predicted model, not a curated record. Lineage: Eukaryota; Viridiplantae; Streptophyta; Magnoliopsida; Poales; Poaceae. The transcript has a single exon. Gene Ontology annotation, molecular function: ubiquitin protein ligase activity.